Molecule: messenger RNA, 2949 nt
Organism: Penicillium canariense
Lineage: Eukaryota; Fungi; Ascomycota; Eurotiomycetes; Eurotiales; Aspergillaceae
Exons: 1
Coding region: 1-2949 (982 amino acids)
Biological process (GO): translational elongation
Molecular function (GO): GTPase activity; translation elongation factor activity; GTP binding
Source: RefSeq, a predicted model, not a curated record
AUGGCAUCCAUCUUCACCUAUGAUCCUGACCCGCCCCGGGUUUCGUCGCCCUGGUCAACGUCGGGAUCAUCCACGCCUCAAGUCAACCCGACCAGCAAGAUCGGACUGGCGAUCCGUACACGAUCGACUUCUGCGCUGGACCGCGCCGACCCUGACUUGCUGUCCGACUAUGGCAUCACCAAGCUAGAGCCAGAGCCCCAGGAGGGCCCCACUGAGUACAAGCUGCAUCUGCUGCUCCGCCCGCGACGGCCCUACCUCUCCAUGUCGACAGGGAAUGUAGUCGCAGGCUCGUACCACUCCCGUGUGAACUCGACCCUGGCCUCGUACUCGGUAUCUCCGGCCCAGGAUGCAACCCCGCGGCCCAUGCAGGCCAAGUCGACGCAGAGCCGCCAGCAACGGCUGCAGGGACUGACCACGCAGCUGCUAUGGCGCCUGCAGCAGUCGUCGCCCUUCCACUCGUCUACCACGGCGAGCCUAGUCGUACCUGUGCUCCCCGAAGCUAACCCUCAGUUAGGUGUGCCCUCGAAACCUGCUCGUCUACUUCCAGGUCUGGAAGAGAGCCAGGGAGCUCUGUAUGAGAUUGGAGUCGCCGACGAUGGCACUUUCGUCGGCCUCACCGAAGAUGAGCUCGAUGAGAGUGUGACCAAUCUGCAAGCCAUGGCUGCCAGUCUUGGUUGCAAGGUCGAGAUUCUGCGCCGGGUUAUCGUCGGCAAAUGCGAGUGGGCCGAGGACUCACCUGUCGUACUUCCUAACCCGAGCAAAUGCCAAAGAGAGAGCCUUUGGGUUGCGGAAGCUCUAGUCUCUCCGGACUUGGACUUUUACAACCUAUCUCCUACCCGUACAAGGCGGAAUACCGCUGAUUGUUUCAAUGUGGACCCUGGAGCCGAGUCGGAUGCAGAGGAAGACUCUUCCCACACAGAGCAAAUACGGAUAUCUAUAACCGGACCCAGUACUUCGGGAAAGUCUUCCCUGCUGGGUACUUUGACGUCUUCAUCACUUGAUAACGGCAGAGGAAAGAGUCGACUAAGCCUGCUUAAACACCGCCAUGAGAUUUCAUCCGGCAUCACCAGCUCAGUGGCCCAAGAGUUGAUCGGGUAUGCAGAUAACGUGCCUCCCACGGUGGUCAAUUACGCAUCUGGAAACGUGGCGGCGUGGGAUGACAUUCAUGCCGCGUCGCGUGGGGGUCGUCUAGCCUUCGCAUCGGACCUACCAGGUUCGGUCCGAUACCUGAAAUCCACCUUGCGAGGUCUGGUCGGCUGGGCUCCACACUAUGUUAUGCUCUGCAUUCCCGCCAACUGCGGCGACGAGGCUGCCGAGGCCGAGGCGGUCCCUGAGCAUGCUGCGGAAAUCGAUCGAUGCUUGGCUUAUCUGGAUCUUUGUUUAAAGCUGGAAACGCAUAUUCUGAUUGUCAUCACCAAACUCGAUGUAGCCUCUCGUGGAGGCUUGCGUGAGAAUCUAGCCAAGGUCUUGUCUGCGCUUAAGACAGCUGGCCGCAAACCGGCAAUGCUUCCUGCUUCGCCAGCAGGAGAUAAAGUACUUGAUCUACAACAGAUCAGCGUUUCCGACAGCAAUGAAGUGCAAAAGAUCAUCGCAGCGGCCGGCGGUAAUUGGCUUCGCAUAGUGCCCAUUGUCCUCUCCAGCGCGGUUGAUGGCACGGGUAUAGGCAAGCUGCACGCAUUCCUUCGACACCUGCCUAUUCCUGCAAGACCACCGCAAAGGAAACUGCACAUCCCGCAGUCAGUUGGCCGAACUCACUGCCCUACAAUAAUAUUCGACGUGGAUGAGGUCUUCGCCAUCCCGCCGUCCAAAGUCUACUCCGUAUCCACCGAGAAGGAUGGCCGCGCCAGCCGCGGCAUGGUUCUAUGCGGUCUAGUUCGCCACGGCAGCAUCUCCGUUGGCGACGAGAUGACCAUUGGUCCAAUAUUGGUCGACACUUCUGCGGAGACUGGGACUGACCCUGCACCGCUGAGCCUGCUCUCUCGUAGCGGCGGGCCAGGUCAAUCAGGCGAGUUCCCAACGUCCUUAUCGCUCGGCGUCCUUUCCGGCAAAGACGCCUCCACACAAGUGAAAUGGCAGCGCGUCCGCGUCGUCAGUGUACGAGACCUCCGGCUCCCGGUACGUCGCCUGAAGGAAGACCAAGUUGGGACAAUAGGCAUCGAGCUGCUCGCAUCGUCGGAUGACGGCCGGUUACCUCGACUCAGCCGUAUACGGAAAGGCAUGGUGCUAACGGACCUGCACACCUCUCUGCCUCCAAGCACUCCGCUCCCAUCGCCUCUCCCGUCAACUUUGCCGUUACCAUUCCACACCGGCUUCACAGCAACGUUCCCCGCGUCGGAAUUCUCAGCCCCUAAUUCGCCGCCUCUUCUCCUGGGUGGGAACGCGAUCGCCUACAUUGCCAAUAUCAGAACGACCGUUCGUGUGGUAUGUAUGGCGCUCGCGGGCACGGGCGACGAACCAGCGUCCCCCUCACCGUCUCCCACAGAGCCCGAGUUUUUCAGCUUCGACGGUGACGCGCCGUCAUCACCUUCGCCUACGCAGGAGAAAGAUGCAACUGCCAGGCAUACGAAUGGCACGAAUGGCACGAAUGGUAUGAACACGCCUGUUCAGCGGCGCUUGUCUGCCACCGAUAUCAGCAAGGUAGUGUCCGGAUCCUCGGUUGCUGACCCGGGGACAUCUGCCGAGAUGUUCAAGGAGAACGUCACGAUUACUUUUGGGCUCGUGACGUCCGUCGAGUGGAUUGAGCUGGGAUCCCAGGUCCUAGUGAUGCCGGGCGUGUCUAUGGCGGCUUCCUCUGGGGUCGCGAUGUCAUCAACACCCGAAGCUGGUGCUGGCACUGGCACUGGCACGGUGUCACUUUCUGGGCUGGAGGGAUUUGUGGGAACAGUUUGCGAGGUUGUGCCUGGAAGAUCGGUGGGAGAAGUGAGAGCGGAAGGGAUGGAUGUAAUUUGA